AGACCAGAUGUGCUAACUACAGGAGGUGGCCAUCCCGUUGGGGACAAGCUCAACCUGCAGACUGCGGGGCCGAGGGGCCCUCUGCUCGUGCAGGAUGUGGUCUUCACCGAUGAGAUGGCCCACUUCGACCGGGAGCGAAUCCCAGAGAGAGUGGUUCACGCUAAAGGCGCAGGCGCGUUCGGCUACUUUGAGGUCACUCACGACAUCACCCGCUACUGCAGGGCCAAGGUGUUUGAACACGUUGGGAAAACGACUCCCAUCGCCGUCCGUUUCUCCACUGUGGCUGGGGAGUCUGGAUCGGCCGACACCGUCCGAGACCCCCGAGGCUUCGCUGUAAAGUUUUACACCGAGGAGGGGAACUGGGACCUGACGGGCAACAACACCCCCAUCUUCUUCAUCAGGGAUGCGAUGCUUUUUCCGUCCUUCAUUCAUUCCCAGAAGCGUAACCCUCAAACCCAYAUGAAGGAUCCUGACAUGGUGUGGGACUUCUGGAGCCUGAGGCCCGAGAAUCUGCAUCAGGUAUCCGCUGAUAUUCAACCUUUAGCACUUUUA
Messenger RNA from Poecilia reticulata (guppy), 552 nucleotides. Lineage: Eukaryota; Metazoa; Chordata; Actinopteri; Cyprinodontiformes; Poeciliidae. The record is from RefSeq and is a predicted model, not a curated record.